AGCGAGGAAAGCAAACGAAGAAAAUGUGAGCAGAAAGAAAGAAGAAGAAACAAGGGCAAGAAAGAGAGAGCAACUGAGAAUCAUGUGGGAAAAGGAAGAAGAAGAGCGAAUCCAGAAAAAAAGGGACGAGGUAUUUAAAGCCAAGAUGAUUAGAGAAGAAGAGGACAGGAAAAGGGAGAAGGAAGAGGAGAAAGAGAGGGAAAAGAAACAAAUGGAAGAAGAGGAGCGAGCCGUAUUGAUGCAGUUAGACGAAAUAAUCACCAAAAUAAAAGAGGAGAAGAGAGAAAAGGAACGAGAACUAUUACAGGAACAGGAAAGGAAAAUAAGAGCCACGUGGAAGAGAAGAGAGAACAGGACACAGGUGAUGGCGGUCAAGGAGUGGACCAAAGUGGAACAGCAGACGGAGAAAAGAGCGACAAGAGAGGACAAAGUGGACAAGCGCAGCAGGGAAGAGGACGACGCGUGGUGGUGGAAGAAACCUCACGACAACUACAUAAACGCGUUGUUGGCCGACCUUCAGAACACCAUCACGCCCAGCCAGUCUGCCACCUCACCGUCACCUGCCCACCACCACAAUGGCCACAAUAUGUAUCGCCAGGAAAGAGUGGAGGAAGUUCGGACGGAGCAGCGGGUAAGCGAUGGUGGACCAAAAAGCUCUGCCCUCAAUAACAACCUCUCGGAAUUAGACACUUUGUUGGAAGACCUCAAUCAUGCAAGAUACUCCGGUUUCAAAGAACCUGUCACCAACGGAGCUGUUAAUGGAUCCCGGCCCUCUGUUGACUCCCUGUUAGACGAGUUGAACAGUGUGGAUACCAACAACCAUGAAGUGGUGGAACAUCACACAGUACACAAAGAGUUCACCACCACGCACCAGACUCUUCCAUCCCGGGCGCCGCCGCCACAGGUCACCCCUGUGCCUGUAGCUGUCUCGCGCCCCGCCGCCCCCUCCCAGGCGUCUGCCUCAUCUGCCACCAAGGAACUGGAUGAUCUCAUGGCGUCUCUCAGCGACUUCAAGAGGAGCGAGAAGACUGAGGUGAAACAGAUGGAGGUGGAUGUGUCCACUUCCUCCAGAAAAGUGGAGGCGGAAAUGGAAUGGAGGGGCAGAACGCCCCCACCUCGCCCUCCCGUUCCGGAGGACAGUGAUCUCCUGGCCGUGCCUCCACCUCGCCCUCCUGCUCCCCGUAGCUAUUCAGCAUCCCCUGUGCCACCGCCAGAGGCAUUUCUGUACGGUGCGCCUCUGGUGUCCUCUGUGCCGGCACAUCACGGCGUGCCCCGGAGCCCUGCGGACGACCCUUUUAUGCGGCCUCCCUCAGGUGGUCCUGUCAAGCGAAAUGAUGCCGCAUAUCGCUGGGUGACGGACGAGACCAAGUAUGAAAUGACUGAAGUUGUAGAGGACAAGAUGGAAGAGCAAAAACAGGAGAAGCUGCGCAGCCCUGCUCUUGUGCGCAAGUUGAUCAACGCAAGCAGCCUACAGACCCAGGUAGACUCGGCCUACGCACGACCGCAAAAGCCCACCAAGAGUCCAUCUCCGCCUGCCCCUGUCCCAUCCUCAGCGUCACCAGUGAAGGAAUCCACACCUACGCCUAUCCCGAAGGAACCCACGCCUUCACCUACGCCACCGCCGGCGAACCAGCUUGAUUCUAUGCUGGGCUCCCUGGCCAGCCACAUGACUGAACAGGGCGUUACCACCACACAAAAGGGCUGCUGCACCGCCUGCGACAAACCCAUCGUUGGGCAGGUGAUCACAGCCCUGGGCAAGACCUGGCAUCCGGAGCACUUCACAUGCACCCACUGCAACCAAGAGCUGGGCACCAAGAACUUUUUCGAACGUGACGGCAGACCGUACUGCGAGCAAGACUAUCACGACCUGUUCUCUCCGCGAUGUGCUUACUGCAACGGGCCUAUCCUGGACAAAUGUGUAACAGCCCUGGACAAGACGUGGCACCCGAAGCACUUCUUCUGCACACAAUGCGGAAAUACUUUCGGCGACGAGGGCUUCCACGAACGCGACGGAAAACCCUAUUGUCGGGAGGACUACUACAACAUGUUUGCUCCAAAAUGUGGAGGUUGCAAUUCGCCCAUCAUGGAGAAUUACAUCUCUGCCCUCAACGCCCAAUGGCACCCAGAAUGCUUCGUGUGCAGGGAUUGCCGUCAGCCAUUCAAUGGAGGGUCCUUCUUCGAUCACGAAGGAAUGCCCUACUGCGAGACACAUUAUCAUGCCAAGCGUGGCUCUCUGUGUGCUGGGUGCAGCAAGCCCAUCACAGGGCGCUGCAUCACAGCUAUGUUCCGCAAGUAUCAUCCAGAGCAUUUUGUGUGCUCUUUUUGCCUCAAACAGCUCAACAAGGGCACCUUCAAAGAACAGAACGACAAACCUUAUUGUCAUGCUUGCUUCGACAAACUAUUUGGCUAAGGGAAUCACACCAACAUCUCCAGUCAAGCUGUUUAGGCAAAUCUUGCCCUUUUUACUACUGUCCAUCUCCCAAGGAUGAUGAAAAAACUAGAACAUGGGAUUCAUUAUUUGAUUCAGGGAGAGAUAGGAAUUCAUACAACAGUGUAAACAUUUUAGAGAAAUUUACGAAAAAUAGAAAAGUAAAAAAGUUUCAUAGUAAGUACAACACAGAAAAAUAUCAUCUCUUUGUCAAACUCCACUGCUCUCUUCUUUCAUAUGUCAAUAAUUCUUACUAUCUUUAUUUCUCCCAUCUUUACCAUUCUCUCUAUUAUCGCUGUCUCUGCUUUCCUUGCAAUUAUAAUUCAUUUCUAUUCUCACACUGUCUGUAUUCUUAUAUCUACCAAUGUGUUCACAACCAUCACAUUUUUCAUUAUCAGUCUAGUAGGCCUUAUCAUCACUGUUAUUUGUACUUCAUCCACCACUUUCAAUAUUUACAACUCCUUUAUCGUCAUGUCCUUUGCUCACGUUACCAGCUUUUACCUUAUUCAAUCUUCAAAGCCAGUUUUGUAAUAUCAUAUCAGAGAUCAUCCGUCUUAGUGAAGCAUGAUAGUAAUUGCAAAAUAACUUCACUUGGGAGAAAUGGUUUGUUGAUAGUAGUAGUAUGUCUUUGGCUUAAGUCCCUGCUUGAAAUACUAUUUCUUUACUUAAUAUAUAUUUUACUUAGUCAUAUAAUGCAUUUAGUAUUUUUCCGAGUUUAUUUACUGGUCAUAGGUGCUGUCAAAGUCAUCAGUUCUAUGUAUGUAUUGAUGCUUAUCUCAAGUCUGUGGCUCAAACAUUAUUUAAUUAACAAAAUAAGUACCAUUUGCUUUGCAAUUUGCUUGAGAAUAAGAGCUGAUGUUGAUUUUGCUAUAGAUUAAGGUUGAACAUUAUUUCAUAAGAUAUUGUAUUAAGAUAUAAUACACCUGUAUGCCAUUUAUGGUAUGAAGCACAAGAAAAGAUAAUCCACAUUUUUUAGCAUGACUAUCAAUGUCUUAUCAACAUUGGAGGUCACAACUUGUCCUCAGCUGACUGAAUACUAGAAAUUUCAUAGUAGUAUUGUGUGGUAUUAUAACAAGUUGUUUUAAUCAGGAAAGUAACAUCAGUUGAAUUGUGUAUGUAAUAACGUGAUUGAGAAAUUAACUAUUGUAGAUAUAAGUCAUGUUAAUGUUCAAGACUGAUCAACCACAAAGAUGCUACUCCUUUUACUUGCUAUGGUCCUUUAACUUCGUGCUCAUAAUUGUCAAUUUUGAUAUUGUCUGAUGUUUUGAUAUUUACAUAUGAUAGAGAGCAAAACCUGAUUCGGAUAUUGUUACAGACUGAAAUUAUGAUGAUAUAUUAGUAUUUAAUGAAUUCUAAAAAAUUUAUAUAGCACAAAAAGUAAUCUAUGUUUUUUUGGGGGGUAUGUUCAGUGGUAGUUCCAAUUGUUUUCCUGUGUCAGGGAUGCCACUGUACCUUUUGUUCCUCUUUAUUAAAACAAUAUUUGUAAUGCAUCAUAUAAAUGUGAAGAUGAAAUCACCUGCUAAAUAUACACAAUGUUACAGAUUAAUAUUUUCAGAAUAUGAGGAACCAUUGUAUGAUGGUAGAUUUUAUGAAUAUAUGAAGAAAGCAAGAGACAUUAUAUAAUAUUACUGCCUAUAGGUUUCCAUUUAAAAUUCCUGAACAUGCUUUUUGCAAAAGUUAAGAUUAAAGAACUUGUUCAAUUUUAAAUGAGUGUAUGGAGCACAUAACAUGUAAGACAAACCAUGUAAAUGCAUGCAUCUCUAUAGUCAUAUAAAGAGAUGCUGUGAAGGAAAUUUAUCAUGAAAUAUUAUCAUAUACAUACAUUAGACUCAUCAUAGAAUCAGAUCUAUUAUGUUUUAACAAAAAAGGUAAAUCAACUUUCAAGUCAAUUCAUAACACCAGAGUUUGAGAGUAAGCUGUGCAGUAUGGUGCAGAUCAAAUGUUUUCCUUUUACGUAACCUCAUAGCACACACACACACACACACACACACACACACACACACACACACACACACACACACACACA
This is a messenger RNA of Portunus trituberculatus (swimming crab), 4454 nucleotides long. RefSeq names its product paxillin-like. The coding region runs from base 83 to 2410 and encodes 775 amino acids. NCBI's taxonomy places the organism in Eukaryota, Metazoa, Arthropoda, Malacostraca, Decapoda, Portunidae. The record is from RefSeq and is a predicted model, not a curated record. Gene Ontology annotation, cellular component: focal adhesion; cytoplasm; cell-cell junction. Gene Ontology annotation, biological process: cell-cell junction organization; positive regulation of integrin-mediated signaling pathway; positive regulation of substrate adhesion-dependent cell spreading. The transcript is spliced from 13 exons.